AUGCCUCGCCUUAGCCUCAUGGACGUGCAGGUGAUGCUGCCAGCGAGAAGCGUGCGCUACAUCGCCAAGCGCCUCCGCCCCACGCGCCGCAACGCGAUCCAACCGCGCGACGAGCUCUACCGGUUGCAGCUCAAGCAGCGCAUGCUCGUCAACGACGAGCUGUGGCAAACGACCGUCGUCGAGCUGCAGCGAAUCAACCGUCUCAAGAACAUGUACGCGAGCCAGCGCCGCAUCGAAAACUGGAUCGGCGUUCUCGCUUUCAUAAGCAUCCUCGGCGAGUCGGCCAUCAUGAAGUUGUACUGGAGCUACGGCUCGUGGCUGAACGGACUGCCCAACGCAGAGACAGCGGCGUCGCUGACCCUCACCAAAACCUUUCUCACUAUCGUCACAUUGGCGCUCGUCGUGCUCAUCUACCUACGCUACGAUGGCAUUUGUGCCAUUGAAGUCACGUCCGGGCAGCUCGACCCGCGCACGCGCCUCUACCACCGAGCAUUCACCAAGCGCUGGCUCUACGUGCUGGAAACGAUCGUGUUUGUCGUACACAUGCUGCCACGCCUCGACUACACCGUGCUCGUACAUCAGUACAUAUCGGCCGCGACCCAGGGAGCAGUCGACUCUGUGUGCGCGACGGGUCUCCUUCUCGACCAAGGCCACUGCUAUGUUGAGAUAGCGUACAAUCUCAACCAGUUUGGCCUCGUCGUGCUCGUGCGCGUCUACGUCUUCGGACGCCUCGUGCGCAACGUCCUCGGCUUCAACACCAACAGCGUCGCCUUUCUCGGAGCGAUCCACAACGUCAAGUCGUCGUCGCCGUUCUUCUCGAUCAAGUACCUCUUCCACGUGUACCCCGCGACAUUUGCCUCCUUGGCGCUUCUCGUCAACCUCAUCGUGACCUCCAUUGCGAUCAUCCAGAUCGAAGGGACGCUCAACCCAAACGUCAACUCGUUUGCGGACGCGCUGUGGAUCUCGAUCGUGACGAUGGCGACGGUGGGCUAUGGCGAGGUCGUGCCGAUUACGACCGCCGGGCGCUUCUUCUGCCUCGUUGGCGGCGUCCUCGGCGGUCUUGUGUUCAAUUCGCUGCUCCGCGUCGUGUUUGUCGACGCGCUCCUCAUCACGCUGGCCGAAGAAGACACGAUGCGCACCAUCACUGAGCGCGAUGACACGGUGUGCGCGCGCGACAAUGCUGCGGCUGUCAUGCAGACGAUCUGGCGCUGCCAGCGCGCCGGCGUCGACAAGCACAAAAUCACGCUGCGCCUCCACGCGCACAUGGCGACCGCGCGGCGCAUGCGGCUGGCCUCGCGCAAGGCCUCCAAGCACGUGCGCAAGGUGCUCGACGACUGCGCAGCGCGCCUCGAGCCCGAGAUCACGCUAACGACCACCGCAACGGACGCACUCGAGUCGUCGAUUCAAAAGCUCGAGCGGGUAGCGGCGGCCCUCGGUAGUUUAACGUGA
Molecule: messenger RNA, 1449 nt
Organism: Saprolegnia diclina VS20
Lineage: Eukaryota; Oomycota; Saprolegniomycetes; Saprolegniales; Saprolegniaceae
Exons: 12
Coding region: 1-1449 (482 amino acids)
Biological process (GO): potassium ion transmembrane transport
Cellular component (GO): plasma membrane
Molecular function (GO): small conductance calcium-activated potassium channel activity; calmodulin binding
Source: RefSeq, a predicted model, not a curated record